AUGGCAGCUUUACAUUAUGCUGCAGAGACUGGUGAUGCGAAGGAAGCUCAAAAACUAAUCGGCAAUGGAGCCGACGUUAAUAUUGAAAAUGAACUGAAAAUGACACCUCUUCAUUUUGCUGCAAUGAAAGGUUACAGGGAUGUCAUUGAAGUGCUUCUCAAGAAUAAAGCCAAUGUUAAUAUUAGAAAAUGUGCAAGGUCAGCUCUUCAUUUAGCUGUUGUAUAUGGUCACAAGGAUGUCGUUGAAUUGCUCAUUAAAUAUAAUGCCAAUGUUAAUUUGGAAGAUGUUUAUGGUCGAACACCUAUUUAUUAUGCUAUUUAUAAUGGCCACACGGAUAUCACCAAACUUCUAAUGGACAAUGGAGCCGUUCAUCAUUAA
This is a messenger RNA of Sitodiplosis mosellana (orange wheat blossom midge), 378 nucleotides long. Its product is annotated as ankyrin repeat, PH and SEC7 domain containing protein secG-like. Lineage: Eukaryota; Metazoa; Arthropoda; Insecta; Diptera; Cecidomyiidae. The transcript has 5 exons. Bases 1 to 378 code for a protein of 125 amino acids. Gene Ontology annotation, molecular function: protein binding. The record is from RefSeq and is a predicted model, not a curated record.